This is a messenger RNA of Mucor velutinosus, 8037 nucleotides long. Its product is annotated as Ras GTPase activating protein ira2. NCBI's taxonomy places the organism in Eukaryota, Fungi, Mucoromycota, Mucoromycetes, Mucorales, Mucoraceae. Gene Ontology annotation, biological process: regulation of GTPase activity. Gene Ontology annotation, molecular function: protein binding. The record is from RefSeq and is a predicted model, not a curated record. The transcript is spliced from 15 exons. Bases 1 to 8037 code for a protein of 2678 amino acids.
AUGAGCACAGAUACCAAGUUGAUACUGAGUCUGGUGAAUAGGAUAGCUGUCAGGUUACCAAGCAACAAUGGCACACAGUUUGACGCCCUUGAAAGCGACCCUCUUAUCCAACAAACAUUGCCUACAAUAGCAACUACCAUUGUCACUGUGAUUGAAAAUGUAUCCAAGUCCCCACUCUCCAGAAACGAUGAUAUAGUGCCCAGAGACGUAUUACAAUCCCAAUUAUUCCUACUUCGCAUGCUGUCCGCCUGCAUGCACCACCAUUGGAGGUACUAUCAAGAUUUAGACACCAAGGCACGCAGUAAAAAGCAACACCAAGACGGUACCGAAUCACCCAUACGACCUUCCCUGAACCGCGUAGAUGGAGCAACACCUCAACACGGCAUGUGGUCUCCACCGGACGGUAUUCCACCUGUGCCCAUUGAUCCACCACCGCUGGAAGACAACCUAGCCAAGCAUAUUGUACAUGUCAUGUCAAGAUUCAUUUAUCAGAUUGGCGCCGUCGACGAAAAGGAGCACGGCAUUGUUGCCAACCAUUCAGCCAGCGCCUGUUCCACCGAGACCUACACUAGUUUCAAUGGCCAGACAUUACUGACCAGUUUGAUGGUGGAUAUAUACAGGGCAGCGAGUCGAGUGGUAGCCUAUGUCAGUGCCAGUAAUUGGCCCAUCACUUUUGCCAAAAUCAAGAAUCGCAUCUUGUAUCUGACAACCACACAAGAAGAGAACCCCGAAGUGACAGAUGUCAUGCUGUUGGAAUGUGCUUCAUUAAAUUGCAAACGUCUUAGUAUGGUGCUUACAGAAUUAUGCAGUUCAGCUUUGCAUUUACGAAAAGCAGCGCAAUUAUUUAUUGCAGUGAUGUUAAGAAGGGCGAUUUGGAACUGGAUUGAAAAUUACACUGCUGAAUUCACUUUAUUAUGCCAUAAUCAGACACGCAUUGAUGGAUCUCCUGAAAUCCUGUUUGAUAUCUUCAACUCUUUGGCAGACACCACCAAGCGAAAAGCCAUAUUUUGGCCUGUGCAAACCAUGCUGUUGGUAUUGUGUCCUGAUAUCAUGAUUUCUCAAUCGCUGAGUGGAGGUCGAGUAGAGAACAAAAAGUCUGCAUUUUUUGGCUCGCUCAGAAAAGCCAUGAAAGGGGAUCGUAUGGGAGAAUUGGCAGCCAUUUGCUAUGUGGAUCUCUGUCGAGCAGCAACCUACGUAUCCAAAGACGACAUGACAGCGAUUCGACAAGUAGUGCCUGAUGUGGAAAACGAACUGAUAGACAAACUGUUUGAUAUUCAUCGCCCUGCAGACGUCGACUCCUUAUCCACUAGUCUGGGUGUCUACAUUGAUCAUCGCAGCUUGAUGGCAGAUUGCAUUGUCGCCAUGUUCAGAUUGGACACACAAAAGACCAUUCACUCAUUGAUUCCCACUUGCUUUGACCACGGCGCACCGACCAUCUUCAAGCUGAGCGUUGUCAAGGCAGCUGUUGCCAUUGCGUCAGAAGAGAACAAUUUGCCCUGGAUACCGUCCAUAUCUGAGCUCUAUCUACCACUGUGCACUCGCAUUCGAAAGCUGUUUUUGGAAUUCUUUACUCGUGAUUUUAGAGACAAAUCAUCAACAGAUAUUGCUGCUACUUCCUCCUCCUCCGUGUCGUCUCGCAAGACAUUAGCCAGCAAUUUAGCGGACAAACGCAGCAAUCGAAAAGACGGGAGAACAGCCGCCCAGGAACGUUUCGAGUUGAUUUUGGAUGUACUGAGAUUGUAUCAAACCGAUCCCAAACUUGCUAUUGAGGGAAAAGUCGAAGAUAGAUUUGAUCAAAAUGCAGCCCUCAUGGUAGCCAUCACCAACUGCCUUCGAGACCCAAGCGCUUGCGUCAGGGAUGCAGCUGCAGAAUGUUUAUAUAAACUGCAUGCACCUGAUAAUAUUAUAUUAUGGGGCCUUCCUGACAGGUUUAUGGAGUCAUUUUGGAAGAUCUCUUCUCAAGUCCUGUUUACACUGGCAAAGCAACUUUUGGACAGCAGAGAACGAGAAAGCGGACUGAGAAAGCUGCUGGAUCUAUUAAAACGGUUACUGACAUUGAGAAACAAGUUUCUGGAACAGCAUCGAGAUGUAGCGAUCUUUGGCAUUGAUACGCGCGAACGGCUGCAAGCAUCAAUUGGCCUGGAAGUAGCCUUGUUAGUGCUGCUCUGUUCCUACGAUACGGAUAUAUGCACACUCUCCAUCGACUGCUUUGGUUUGCUCUGUACGGAAGUGCAUUUGACAGAACGGCUGGACGAUCCACAGCCCUCUUCCAUCACCAUUGUUGAAAACAUGGCUUGCUAUACAGAACUCACAAACAACUCGGGUGUGGUGACCGGGCGCAAAUCACAACAGCGACGUAUUCGCCGUCUAUUGAGAAUGAUCAACCAUAGCUCACCUGGCAUGCUGGCUGCUUGGGAAGAGGCUUGGAAGAGAUGGAAGUUCAUGACACCUUUGAUUGCACGCACACCGGAUGACAACGCCAAAGACGAUAGCUCAUUUUACGAGAGCAGCAGUAGCAGCAGAAAGGGAGGUGGAUCUACUUGGCAUGACAAGCUGAGAAACACAUCUUCUAGACAGCUCAUGGUGCCCACAUCCUCGACUCGACUGGACAUGAUUGACGACGAUCGCUCCUCUGAAUGGCAGAACUAUGCUGGAUUCUUGGCUGCUUUGGGUGGUGUCUGCUUAAUGACAGAGGCUUCUUCUUCUUCAGUGACUACCGGUAGUUCAUCUGUCCCUCCUUCGCCUUCCUCUUCCAUUCGUUCUUCUCGUCCUAGUAACAAUAGCAACAACGACUCCAUCAAUUAUAGCAGGCACAUUUCAGCCCCCAUUGAAUCUGCCAACAUGGUCGACAAGUUUAUCAUGGACAUGGUAGAUUUACUGGCCUGCGACAACUUGAUUGUGCGUGAAUGGGUGCGAGAAAUUCUGGGAAACGACCUGUCACCAGCCCUGUAUCAUAUCAUGUUUCGCCACCUAGAGAACACGCUCACAAAGUGCUUUGGGCCUGACAAUAACAGCGAUCCCAUGUGCGGACCAAGCUUUACGCUCUUUGUCGAACAAGGCAUCUCGGUGCUCAAGCAGGUUCUUGACCGUCUCAGCGAGAAGACAGACAACUUGUUUACUGUGGAUUUCAGCACACUGAUCAACCAGUAUGCCCUGUAUCUCAACAAACUGGGCACGAAUCAGCUGUCCAUCAAGAUCAAGAUCAAAAUGUGUCAGUUGGUCGAAGUGCUGAUGAGCAAAAAGGACAGCGUGACAUUAAGACAGGAGUUUCGCCUAAGGAACAAAUUGCUGGAGAUUAUUGUGGAGUGGACUAGUGAUUUCUCGCUGAAACCGGACAAUGUGUCUCAGUCAUCCAACUAUGAAGUGAAUCAAUUAGAGAAGCUGCAAAGCGAUCUAGACAUUGCUUGUCUCAAGACCAUAGUCGCACUGCUUCAUCAUUUGCCGUUGCAGCCUUCUGAGCCUGUAGUAGAAUCAGAUGCGCUUGUAAUCAAAAGCAGGAUUUUUUACAAGUACUUUACCUAUUUCUUCAAGCUGCUGAAUCGAUGUCGUGUGUCUGAGAUUGAACAUUCGCAAACCAGAAGCUACGAUUCACAGUUUAGAACAGGCUCGGAAUUAGCACCACUCAAAAACUACACCAUUCUAGCCUUGUCCAAUCUACUCAGUGCCAAUGUAGACGCAGGCCUGAAAUACUCGUUUUCCAUGGGUUAUCAUGAAGAUACACGCACACGAUCUGCAUUUAUGGAAGUCUUAACAAACAUUCUGAACCAAGGCACAGAGUUUGAGACAUUGGCGGAAACUGUCAUGACGGAUCGCUACGAAAAACUGAUUGAUACGUUGGUUCAAAACGACUUGAGAAUUGUGCUUUCUCUAUGUGAAGUUUGUCCUUCUUCGGAUAUUGAUGACGUGACGAAUGCUCUGUUGGCUUGCUUUGCGUCAAGAAACAAGACCAUGACACUCUUGAAGGCUGUGAUCGAAAGAGAGGUAGAAACAACAGAAACCGAAACCGACUUGUUUAGAAAAACCAGCAUUGCUACUCGCUUACUCUCUGUCUAUGCCAAAAAUAACGGUGCCGACUAUGUACGAUCUGUGCUUUUACCAGUAUUCCAGAAGCUGUCUGAACGGCCCCGCGAAGACAAGUGCUUUGAGUUGGACCCUUCCAAGGUUGGCCCUGAUGAAGAUGUCAGCAAAAACCGUAACAAUGUGAUUGAAGCCACUGAGAUGUUCUUAAACGCUAUUUGUGAUUCUGUCAAUGAUGCGCCACGGUCCUUUCGCGAGAUUUGUCAUUACAUCCUGACAUCGGUGCGGGAGCAGUUUCCAGAGGCAAAAUACACGGCUGUGGGCUCCUUUAUCUUUUUGCGAUUCUUUUGUCCUGCCAUUGUGUCCCCAGAAACAGAGGGACUGAUCAAGAAUACAGCCUCCAUUUCUCGUGAAAUGCGUCGAGGAUUUCUCAUUGCUACCAAGGUAAUCCAGAAUCUGGCCAACAAUGUCCUUUUUGGUGCCAAGGAGACCUACAUGAUUGUCCUCAACGAUUUCCUGACCGGGAAUAUUUACAAGGUGGCUAGCUUUUUACGAGAAAUCAGCAAGUUACCUACUGCUGAAAAUGCUAUGGAUGCUGCUGAUGCUGCUGAUACUGCCACUGCGACAGAAGACGUUGUGGAAAUGCCUCAAAUGAACGACAAGCUGUAUGCCAUGCUACAUCGUGUGCUUGCCGACAACAUUGAGCGUAUCUCGCGUGAUGUUGCAUCCAGACGCUUGGGAGGUGACAAAGACCAAGAUUCCAUCAGUGCCUGGAAACGCGAAUUUGACAAGUUUGCUAACCUGUUGGCUCAAUUGGGACGUCCACCUGAAGUGCCUCAAAAGGAGUCUGUGGGUACACGCAGCUAUGUCUAUGCUGCCUCCAACCAAUUGUACGCUGAUUUCAUGCGUCGCAACAGUCAUCGCAGCGUUGAAACGAUUGUGUCCAAAAACAUCUUUUAUGAAGGCGGUGUCUCCAAGGCGGGUCGACCUGUGUUUUACUUGGUCAUGCGACAUAUUCAUGCGGAUAAUAUUGAUUUUGAAUUGUUGAUCUAUCAUGUGCUUCAAACACUGGAAAGAGCAUCCAACAGACACUAUGAGCUGGUGAUUGACUUGACGCGCUUCUGUCGCCUGAAUGAGAUUCCAGGUCAAUGGGUCCAUCAACUGAUGCAAAUCUUGAGCGAGGACAAGUCAGACAACAUUGCUAUCUGUCACAUCUACAAUCCCAACACGUAUCUAAGAACAUUUAUCAAGAAGCUGGCUCGACCUCUAUCACACAAGUUUACCAAGCGCAUUCUGUUUGCCGUGACACUAGCUGAAUUGCAUGAGCAUAUACUACCAUCCGAGGUGCGAUUACCCAAAUCUACAACCGGUCUGGAGACAGAUCCCAGUGCCGUCUUUUUCCCUGUCAACAAGAUUCUCAAGUACACUACGCAUCUUCCUGUUACUGUCAAGGUCAGUGCAGAGUACGUGCAGGUUAUGACAGUCAGAAAGCAGGAAAUCUUUUAUGGCCUCAACGCGGUGACCAACGAUAUAUGCCAUAUAUCUGAAAUUGAAGACAUUGGCACCGCGCACCAUGAACGCUCCUCCUCGGAAUCAUCACAGGAUUUCAGUUACAGGUGCACGCGAGAGAAUAUCGUCAUGACAUUCAACUCACCAAAGAAGGUGGCCAUUAUCAAUACCAUUCGACAUAGCAAACGACGCUAUGAAAUGUCAAGACCGACCAAUAUUUCUGAACGUACCAUUCAACCAAACGAUGUGCCUGGUAGACUGCUGAACAUGGCCCUGCUGAACCUUGGAAGCGACGACCCCAACUUGAGAUUAUCGUCCUACAAUUUGCUGUAUGCUCUGAGCCGAGUGUUCAAUUUUGAUGUAGGCAAGCAACUCUUGGAUGCCAAAGAUCUGUGUUUGCCAGCCAACAGUACAGAGUUUAUUGUCAGCAUCAGUGAAAAGAUUGCAGCAACAGAACCUUCCUUGACCAUGGAAUUCUUAAACGAGUGCGUCCUUGGCUAUGGCAAAUCCGAGCAAGGCUUGCGGUAUCUCUCUCUGCUCUACAUGAUUCCCUGGCUCCCCAAUCUAGCUCUCUACUGUAACAGAUCGCCUCAGGAUAUAGUGAAAACCAAGGAACUCCUGCGGCUGUUGGUUGAUCUCACAUUGGCUGGUGACAUGUCCAAACUGAUAAAAGCAAAGAUCUGGAAGACCAUUGCAAAGGUAGACGACAUACUGAACCUGGUAAUUGAUACAUUCAUCUUGGUAUCCAACGAGCACGGCGUGGGGUCCAUGCAAGCAGAGGCUUUGGCUGAUACGUUGGUGACCUUGUCCAAUGUUACUGUGCGAUCCAAACUGACGUCCUAUCUACGCAAAAUUAUCCAUCGCACCUCGUUCAAACCCACGCGCUCGUUGACGGAUCAUCCAUCCUGGCCAGAAAUUGCUAUUCUGGUGCGCUUCAUCUUGAUGCUCUCGUUCAAUAAUCGCGGCCCGGUAAAACGUGUGGUUCCAGAACUGCUCCAUAUCGUGUCCUUGAUUGCUGGCGUGGGCUGCACCGUUGUACGUGCGUCUGUGCAUGGUGUGGUCAUCAAUAUGAUCCAGUCGCUGUGUACAUCCAUGCCUCUGUCGGCUGCCAAUGUCAAGAAACUGCAACUGUUGUUGAUUGAAAUGUCAGAGUCCAAGUCGCGUCUCUUGUUUGGCCUGACGCGAUUCAACGCCAAUGCGUUUACCAUCACGCCAGAAACACUAAAUGACACUAUUGAACCCAUAUCGCUUUUGUCGCUAGAGACCAUUGUCAGUAAACUGUCAGAAGUCAUCAAUUAUGCAGCACCCUCGACAGAUAUUGCUAAUUUCUGGAGAGCCAGGUGGAUGAGUCUGGUCGCCAGUACAGCAUUUCAAUUCAAUCCAGCGGUGCAACCGAGAGCCUUCAUCGUGCUGGGGUAUUUGGGCCGUGAAGAGAUUGAUGACGAUUUACUGUACCAAAUCCUGGUGGCUCUGCGAGGUGCGCUUGCCAUAUUUAAUGACUCGGAUCCUCAUUUGGUCACUAGCAUUAUGAUGUGCUUGAAGAAUGUGGUAGAAAGCCUCCCUGGUGAUUCGAGGUACUUGCUUCAGCUGUUUUGGGUCGCUGUUGCACUGGUAGAGAUCAAUACAGGCCCUACAUUUGCCAUGGCUGUAGAACUCUUGCAGGCAGUUGUGCGUGCACUGGACUCAAGCGGCUUCUUUUCAGGAGACACCAUGAUUGAUGUCUUGUUAGCAGCGCGUGAGCCUAUUGCCGAUGUAGCACGUCAAUUGGACAAUCUGUGUGGUGUCAAUUUUGAUUCGCAUUUCUCGUUUGCCAUUGCUGGUAUCUUAAUGAAGGGGCUGCGAUAUAACGAUGUCAAAGAUAUCAUCUAUCAUGGAUUGCAUACGUUUUUGGACAUUGAGCGCAAACAGUUUCCUCAUGACGGGUUGUCAGAAGAGAGUAGUAUCAUCGAGACAUCGACAUUGGGUUAUGUUACUGGCUUACUUCCACUGGCCGCUAAAAAUGACACGGUCAAGGAUUUACUCAAGGUGGCUGGAUUGACGGAAACAGACAUUGAUAGCCAUGUACUGAAUGGCAAGACAUAUGCUGGCAUUUUUGAUAAGCUGGAUAUUCCGGAUAAUACCACUGCUUUAUUAUUGAUCUCGUUGCUUGCCAACAUGUUGAAUGCAGCUGAUAAUGAAUCAGAGAGGUUGUUUAUCUAUGGCUUGUUGUCUGAAGCAGCUAUUGCUAUCCCUGAAGUGUUUUCUCUCGUAUAUGAUUCUCUUUUACCGAAAAUGAAUCAAAUUGUUAUCAGCAGCCAAACACAACCCAUUAUUGAAUCUGUAAAGUCCAUCUUAUUAACAGCAUGCUCUGACCCUAUGUUUAACGAGUCCAAGGGCAAACCAUCGCAACGGGUUCUGUUGGAUCAACUGGGAUUUUCUUCACUGGGUGAUCCUACAUUUGGUGCUUCUUCCUCUAAUGCCUUUCAAAAUGCUAAACUUGCUAGCGAACUGAUGGAACGCAUCAUUUCCUAA